Molecule: messenger RNA, 873 nt
Organism: Prorocentrum cordatum
Lineage: Eukaryota; Dinophyceae; Prorocentrales; Prorocentraceae
Source: the annotation of a GenBank genome assembly
GGCGCGGGCGCCGAGAUGAGCGGCAACGCUGUCGUAGUCCUGAGGAGCUCAGAAUCUGCCGCCCCGGGCCUCGUGCCUAUUGUGGUCUGGGGGCUGGAGUUCGAGGUGGCAGGGCCCCGCGUGCACCCCCCGGGCUCGCCCUUCCCGAUCCUGAACGCGUGCCUCAUGAGCCUCGACCCCUGGCUGCUGGCGCCGCCGAGAUACCCAGAGUCGAGGACCGACCUGACCAACCCAGUUCGGACCUAUCCCAGGCGGCCAGUUCUUGCCUGGGAGAAGGAAAGGGCAUUGAAGAGGUCCCAGGAGACACGACUUACGAACAGGAAGAGCGGGACUGCGAUGGGGCUUCACCCCCAUAACAUGGACUGGACCUCAGCCGUGCGGAGUGGCAGAAGCUUCUUGGAGAACGGAACGGCGCGGGCUUCAGCCAGAAAAACGUUCUCGCUUGCCGAGGGGAUGAUCUCGGACCGCGCCCAGAGGGGGGAGAUGAGUCUUUUGGGCGCGCUAGAUUCCGACCCAAUGCCGCGCGACCUGUUCGGCGAGAUGCACUUCGAGGGCAAGGGCGACUACGGCGGCCGUCAGUUGACCGCAGCCCAGCUGGACUACAAGCUCGGGGCCUUCGAGAUGCGGGCCGCGCUGUGCGCGGGACUGCCGCGGGAGCUGACAGAGAAUGUCAGGGUGGCCGUCUUCGCGCUCCUAGUGAUGCCGGGCGCCGACGCGCGUCCAGGAGGGGCGCGCGCGCUACCUGCUCACCGGUUGUCGGCGCCAGUUCAAGACAUCGCCCGGCACGGGGUGCUCGUCUUCAGGCCCCAUUGCGGCGAGAUGGUGCAAGUGGCCGCCGCCAGGGUCGACAUGCCGAACAUGGCGAUGUCCUUG